Messenger RNA from Fusarium oxysporum Fo47, 2172 nucleotides. Its product is annotated as glycoside hydrolase superfamily. Bases 249 to 2030 code for a protein of 593 amino acids. Gene Ontology annotation, biological process: carbohydrate metabolic process; peptidoglycan turnover. NCBI's taxonomy places the organism in Eukaryota, Fungi, Ascomycota, Sordariomycetes, Hypocreales, Nectriaceae. The transcript has 4 exons. Gene Ontology annotation, molecular function: hydrolase activity, hydrolyzing O-glycosyl compounds. The record is from RefSeq and is a predicted model, not a curated record.
CUGAGUCGUACCAUUCUCGUGGAGAUAACUAUCGCCAAUGCUUGGACGCCCUCGCACCCUUGUCUCCGAUACCGCAUAUAACGUUACAAUUCCGGGCCAGUCCUCGGAAAAGAGUAAAGGAAUGCCGAACGCGUAGGCACAAGCCAACUCGGUAUCAACUUUCACUAGAUUCAAACCCAAAUGCUCAAUUUAAAGGCUCCGGACUAUUCCCUGGUGUUUUUUGUGCACAUGUUGCUACCUCUUCUUCUAUGUCCGGCAAUAUGAACGGAACCAACGGCGCGAAUGCUAGUGCAUUAAGUGGCGAUCUGUAUCGGGCUGCAGGGCAGUUACUCUUUGUGGGCUGGAAUGGCUCAGAAGUAACGCCACAUAUGCGGCGAUUGAUCGAAGAGUACCACGUGGGCGCUAUUGUUCUGACCGCUGGCAAUUUGAUAUCCGCUCAGCAUACAAUCAAUUUGAUACAUGAACUGCAAGUUAUUGCCUAUCAUGCAAAGCAUUCAGAGCCACUUCUUAUUGCUAUAGACCAAGAGGGCGGAAGUGCCAAUAGCCUGGUCGAUGACGAGUUAAUAUGCCGCUUUCCUAGUGCAAUGGGCAUUGCUGCGACUGGCAGUCUUGACCUGGCUCACCAAACCAGCAAAGCAACUGCGGAAUGCGCUAGGGCCUGUGGUAUUAAUCUGAUAGUUGGACCAGUGUUGGACACGUUGUUGGAUACUGAGCCACAGACUCUAGGGGUACGUUCUGUAGGAGACGAUUACCAAGAAGUUUCAAAUUUCGCAAUAGCAGCCAUGAAUGGUAUUAACGACGCAGGGCUUGCCGCUUGUGGGAAACACUUUCCUACAUGCGGUACCUUGGAUGUUUUCGGAUCGAGAAGCGAUGUACCUGUCAUCACAAAGUCGCUUGAUGAGUUAAAAUCAGCUGCUCUAGUGCCCUUUCGCAAUGCUAUAGCAACUGGGAGGCUCGAGAGUGUGCUGGUGAGUGGCUGCGGUAUCUCCAGCUCUUCUAUGGAUAUUCCACACGCCUUUUUAUCAAGACGAGUUGUUGAUGGCUUUUUGCGGCACGAGUUGGGCUUCGAUGGAGUUGUUAUAUCUGAAUGCCUGGAAACGAGACCCCUGAUCGAGGAUGUAGGGGUUCGGAACGGCAUUGUUAUGGCAUUGAGAGCAGGUUGUGAUCUGGUUAUGCUAUGUCAAUCUCCUGAUGCUCAAUUAGAGGCCAUUCAAGGCCUCGCCCUCGGCAUCAGCAAUGGGGUUAUAACCAUGUCAAGACUCAACGAGUCAAUGUCUCGGAUAAGGCGCAUGAAAUCGAAAUGCACCUCAUGGCAAGCUGCACUUAAUCCUCCAGGAAUAUCCGCCCUCAUUGCACGGAAACCAGAGUACUCGGCACUCUCAACGUACGCAUACGAACAGUCUAUUUCUAUCUUCCGGGACCGGGACGCGCUGAUACCCAUCUCCAAAUCGAUGCAGCCAGGCGAAGAGCUCUUACUCCUGACGCCACUUCUCAUGCCUCAGUCGGCAUUGACGGUAUCCCAGGCCAAGGCACCAUCCAAUAAAUACACCAAAACUAGGGAUCAGAAUGGCGCAUGUGGUGGAGUAGCUAACCAAAUAAUAGAAAUGGCGAAUGAAGACGUUUUCGGGGAACUAGGCCGUUCGUUGGCACGCAUGAGGAGUGCCAAACUUUUGCAUACCAGCUAUACCGCGAAUGGUGUCCAGCCAGUUCACGAGAAGCUCAUUGAUAGAGCCUCGACAAUUAUCGUCGUCACAGCGAACGCAAGCCAGAACCUCUAUCAGACAACUUUCGCCAAGGACAUUCAAGAGAUGUGCCAGAUGCUGAGUGUGCAAGGGCAUAGAAAGUCGAUCAUCGUUGUCGCAGUAUCAUCUCCCUAUGACUUUCCCUUUGACACGUCGAUUGGGACUUAUGUUUGUACCUUUGACUUCACAGGAAAUGCCAUGCGAGCCCUGGCGCGUGUCCUUUGCGGCGCUUGUGUCUCGCAUGGCUCUUUACCAGGCAGUCUGCGUAAGAGAGGAGGGGAGACCUAAGCCACAUCGAAGACAGAUGAUUAAUGAGUUCUGUUGCUGUUAACACGGUCCUUACAUAAUAGGUCUUGUGCAAACCUUUUCUCCGCCUAGCCAUAUAGCAUUAAGCAUUUAAGUUGAUAAAGUUAACUGCCUUUGAUCUUCC